UAACGGACGUUACAGUGGGCUCCCACCGUCGAGGUUUACUGGUCUCCGCCUCGUCGCCCUCGCUGCGCUCCAUAAGCUGCCCGUCGUCGCAAGAUAGCAACCGACCUUGUCGUUUCCUUCCCUUUCCUAGGCGACCAAGAAAAGAGGAGACGGUUGCGACCCUGUCCCUAACCCUUCCCUCGGUCUCUGUUUCGAUGGCGUCGGGUGAAUCCUCCGGCCGGGCCGCCGCUUGGGACUCCAGCUCGUUCGAUUUCGGAUCCGAUGAUGUUCUCUGCCCCUACGGUGACUAUGCAGCCCAGGACCCCUCGAUCGGGAAGCGAUCAGACCUUGCCGGGACGCAGGAUAUCCAAGAAUGCAGAAUGGGGAGAUCAUUGGUCAGUGCUUAUGAGAAAGAAGAUUGUUCCAAGUAUAGUGUAACAUCUUCUGUCAAGAAAUGCAUGAAAAAAUAUGCUGAUUCUCUACUUCGAUCGCUUGAGGCUAUAAGUGGCCGUUUGUCACAGCUGGAGAUACAUUUCCACAAACUUGAACAGUCACUUUGUGAACUUCGAGGUGAUUUCAUUCAGGAUCAGAGUGACAAGGAUCUGAACUUCAAGUCUCUUGAGAAACAUCUCCAAGAAGUCCACAGGUCUGUUCAAAUUAUGAGAGACAAGCAAGAGCUCGCUGAAACUCACAAGGAACUGGCCAAGCUUCAAAUGGUGCAGAAAGAAUCCGUAGAAAAGAAGGAAGAAGUUGUUGCACGAUCUGUUUCGGAGCCCAAAAAGCUGGACGAUAUGCCAGACGUUGCAAACCAGCAGCUGGCCCUUGCCCUACCUCGACCUGCUACUUCGCCACCGAUACUUCCGACUGGAACUUCUCAGUCAAUCCAACCAUACAAAGAACUUCCUAUGCAGCAUCAACCGCCUAUCUCUUUUAAUAUCCAACUGGAUCAAAUCAUAAUGAGUCAAGCAGCAAGAUACUAUCAUCAUCAUCAAACUUUGCCACAGAGCCAACCUGUGCAGGCAAGACCUCAGCUUCAGGAUGGCCCAGUCCAGGCACCACCACGGCAACCGCUGAUAGCCAACCUGAAUCGACCUCCAUCAUUUUCUCAGGACCAGCAGCAAUUACCUUCACAGCCUGCCCAGCACUUGGCGCAACAGGUGGCCCAGCCUCAACAACCCGCUUCACAGACCCAACCAUCAUAUCCUCCAUACCCACCUCAACCUGUUCCUGGAACAUUUCCUGACACCAGCGUGCCUACGCAGGUCCCACAACCUAAUGUGACAGCGAUCCGCCCUGAAGUUUUGCCAUUCGGUGAUGGACGAACAGGAAGCUUAGGAUCACAGCCACCCCUACACAAUAUGCAGCAACCGAUGCUGUCUCCAGUCAGCCAGAGCUCUUUUGGAUCACAGCUCAGUUACAUGGGAGGUUGCAAGACGCAUCCGCCUCCACCUUACAAUUUACAGGGUUACAAUGCUGCCUCUAGUUAUCCACCAAACAACAACCUUCCAGUUGCCAGGAACCAGCAAAUACCUCCGAGCAAUAGUGCAGCUCUCCCCUAUGACUCGAGACUGACGCGCAAUCACUCCUACGGAGAGAUGAUUGAGAAAGCUGUUGGUAUGGGAUAUGAUAGGAAUCAGAUCAUAGGUGUUGUUCAGAGGAUGGUCGAGAGCGGUCAGCCUAUGGAUUUUAAUUCGCUGCUCGAUAGAUUGAAUGGACAAGCCGCUGCAGCACCUGCACGAGCAUGGUGAGACAAACUCACGCUGUGAGUUGCCGACGUUGGCUUUUCAUUUGUAUCAGAUCCUGAGAUUGCAUGGUGUUCGUAGAUAAAAAUUGCUACCCAUGUGACAAACAGGAUCCUUCUGGUAACAUUGUUGUCAGGUGAAAGCUCAUUACGAGACCACGACGUAUCAGACGUCAUGGCCGACGAGUACUGUGGAAAACUCGGAAUUAUAUUCUCUCGGUCGCCGCAUUUCUCGUGUAGCACAAGUAGAUUAGCUUUCUUUUAAUAGAUUGGUAUAUCAUGCAAUGAUCGGCAGUGAUCGUUGUGGUCAAUAUUGUGGAUGGUGGGUUCAAAAAGUACGGUUGUUUUCCUAUCCCACUUUGGAGCAUAAAUGGCAGUGUCCCUAGGAAAUGCCUCA
Messenger RNA from Musa acuminata AAA Group (dessert banana), 2117 nucleotides. RefSeq lists its product as uncharacterized. Bases 195 to 1727 code for a protein of 510 amino acids. NCBI's taxonomy places the organism in Eukaryota, Viridiplantae, Streptophyta, Magnoliopsida, Zingiberales, Musaceae. The record is from RefSeq and is a predicted model, not a curated record. The transcript is spliced from 3 exons.